AUGGAGCCACGAUACUGUCGGCCAAAGUUCUUUAACCCAUUUGUGGAGCGACGAAGGGUGACGAGUCACCUGCCCAUUUAUCGGGGAUUUUUCCGUGUAAUGCCAUUACAAAGGUGGAGUUUAAAUGAUAUUCAGUCGGUUCUGAGUUAUGCCGCUGCCAAUCCUUCAUUAUUUGGCUUUCCUGAACAACAGACAUGUAUUGUAAAUACAGCACACUUUCUCCCUUCUCAUCGCAGUAGAUUGCGAGGGAUUUUUGUAUUUGGAGCGGAACGAGGUUGUAAGAGUAUUAUUGUUCCUGCAUCAUGUAAUAGUGAAAAUUUUGAUGCUUUAGAUGCAAAGUUAUUGGAACCUAUAUUUAGAUGGAAUCCCAGUGUAGAGUACCUUUAUCUUUCUCAAAAUUGUCAACCAAUGGCUAUGCAUCUUGUCCCAUAUCUCCAACGCUGUACACAAUUGCGAACUCUCACCUUGGAAGGAUGGAACGAUGCAGUUGCAAUACACCGGGUAGUAAUGGCAUGUAAACAUGUAGACGUGAUAGAUGCCUUUUCAUUAGAUGAUCCACCACGAGAAUGGAAAAAUGAACUAUCGGUACAAGCUCUAAAUACUCUUAUUGAGAUGCAUCCUAAACUCAUAUGUGUAAAGGCAACACGGGUUUACCUUGCUGACUGGUAUGAAGCAACUUUGUUUUCACGAUGUAAGCAUAAUAUAGCACUAGUGCCUUUUUCAUGUGAUUUUGUAUUAUUACAUUAUGGAUUAUUUUUAUUAUUUAUUUGUAUUCCAGCAUAUAUUGUAUUUAGGUUUGUAUGGUGGUUAUUGGAAGAUCGAUGUACUGAAGCCUACAUCAGUUUCUUUUCUGUUAUUGCUUCAAUUAUUUUUUUUGUCUCUGUGAUAGUAUUGGAUAUGUCGUUAUGGCGAACAUAUGGUCGUGCAUGGGUACAUAUGCAUAAGUACCUUAUUCUGGCGCGACGACGCUGGUAUAUUAUGAUGGGUUCAUACCAGAAGUCACUUGUGGCAAUGUGA
This is a messenger RNA of Trypanosoma theileri, 1017 nucleotides long. RefSeq lists its product as uncharacterized. The record is from RefSeq and is a predicted model, not a curated record. The transcript has a single exon. NCBI's taxonomy places the organism in Eukaryota, Euglenozoa, Kinetoplastea, Trypanosomatida, Trypanosomatidae. Bases 1 to 1017 code for a protein of 338 amino acids.